AGUUUCACAGCGUCACCUGCAAAAUGCGCACCUUCAAACAUUUUUUAUUAACUUUAGCACUUUCUUUGCAGGGCUUUUGCCCAAUCUCGGCCAAAGCGUUAAAAGAUGAACGCCAGGAAACAUAUAAUGAGGAAAAUUUCAAUUUAAACCAAAUUGCCAUAACUGCAAGGGAUGGCAGUUGCCGUAACUGUGAAGCAUCAAGAGAAGCCAUUGACAUGUUUGACAUUAGAGUUGAGUCAUUGCCUCAAGAAUGGUAAGAAAGCUAAAAAAAGCUUCCGUUGGAGUAAUUGUCUAACUUAA
Messenger RNA from Stomoxys calcitrans (stable fly), 300 nucleotides. RefSeq lists its product as uncharacterized. The transcript is spliced from 4 exons. The record is from RefSeq and is a predicted model, not a curated record. Bases 24 to 257 code for a protein of 77 amino acids. Lineage: Eukaryota; Metazoa; Arthropoda; Insecta; Diptera; Muscidae.